Engraulis encrasicolus (European anchovy) is the source of this 3731-nucleotide messenger RNA. Its product is annotated as NACHT, LRR and PYD domains-containing protein 1a allele 5-like. Gene Ontology annotation, biological process: intracellular signal transduction; regulation of apoptotic process. The record is from RefSeq and is a predicted model, not a curated record. Lineage: Eukaryota; Metazoa; Chordata; Actinopteri; Clupeiformes; Engraulidae. The transcript is spliced from 14 exons. Bases 27 to 2063 code for a protein of 678 amino acids. Gene Ontology annotation, molecular function: protein binding.
UACAUAUUGGCCCAGGGCCUAUGUAAAUGUAUGUUUGUGUCAGAGUUGCCGUACAUGAUAACAUUUUAACAUGUGCACAUCCUUACAAUCAAAAUCCUCUCUCAUCUUUCAGACUACAUGACUGUGACCUCUCCCAGGCAUCCUGUAGUGCCGUAGCUUCAGUCCUCCAGAAGCCACACUGUCCUCUCAGAGAGCUGGACCUCAGUGGAACUUACCUGGGGGAUGUGGGGGUUCAGCUGCUGUGCUCAGGACUCACAAGUCCAAACUGUAAACUAGAAGUGUUGAGACUACAUGACUACCUCCUCUCCCAUGAGUCCUGUAGUGCCAUAGCUUCAGUCCUCCAGCAGCCACACUGUCCUCUCAGAGAGCUGGACCUCAGUGGAAAUAACCGGGGGGAUGUGGGGGUUCAGCUGCUGUGCUCUGGACUCAAAAGUCCAAACUGUAAACUAGAAGUGUUGAGACUCUCUGGAUGUCAUCUCACAGAAUCCAGCUGUUUAAUUCUUCACUCUGUUGUGGGUUCUGAUCACUCCUGUUUGAGAGAGCUGGAUGUCAAUGAUAAUGAUCUGGAAGAUUUAAGUGGGAUGCUCGGCCAGAGGCUUAAAGAUCCAACAUGUAAGCUGGAAACUCUCAAGACAGGAUCAUGUUCUGCUUCCAAUCCUGUUCAGUUUCAGCCUCCUGCUAUAACUUAUCCAGCCUUUAAUACGUCACCACCCUUUCCUUCUGGCUCAAGUCAAGUAUCUGACAACAGCAGAGAAAUCUCAGGAGUCCCAACAAUGGACUCUGAUUAUGAGUACAUGGUACCUGACGAUGAAGAAUUCAAUCAAAGUAGUUGCAGCCGUGGAGCAGAAGAAGAACAUGAUGAUGAUCAUGUAGAGCAUGUUGCUGUUGUAUUGGAAGGGAGAGAAGGAGGCACCUGUAGUGACAGAUCUGUUGUACCAGAGGUAUUCACUCCGGAAAGCUAUCCAUACAAUGGGAGGAAAUCAUACAGGUUCACAUGCUCCUCAGAGGGUCUGUUUCAGUGCCGAUACACAGGAUUGGUGUUCAAAAUGGACACAGCCGGUGAUGUAGAGUAUCGAACAGAGCCAUGGAGCUCCACACAGCUUAAGGACAGCUAUGUGCCAGCAGGACCUCUGUUUGACAUCAAGUGUCUAGAGGGCACUCUGUCACAGCUACACCUUCCACACUGUGAGGUACUUUCUGGGAAAGGAAGCAAGCACUUGUCCGUAAUCCAUAGCAAUGACUCGGAUAAGUCUGAAAUGCUUCUUCCCAAUGAGACGACAGACUCCCAUGUGGUUUUAAACAUCAGUGGAUGCUCUAAAUACGGCCUGACGAAGAAGCAGCCCAAGACUAAAUACUCCCCAAUUAAUGGACUAGUGCUGCUGUUCCUCCAAGACUUGACACUGAAUGUCUUACUGUUGCCGAAAAAUGUUGACAUUCCUGAGGUUUGUGAGAAGAGAAAGAAGAUGAAGGAACCUGCAGAAGAGAUGUACAUUGACACACCUCCAAACUGCGAACUUGUCCCUAAAAAGGUGUAUUGCCUCUGCUCUGAACCAAAGGAACAUAAAGUCACUCCUUCGAGCGCAACCUUCGUUGAUUAUGAGCUCUAUGACAACUAUGUUUCUGCAUUCCAAGUUCAAUUAACCAAACUUGAAAAUGUGGAGUUGAAGCUGAACCAAAAGGGUUGUAAAUCACCGGUUUGGUGUAAUCAUGUGAUCAUUUCAGCCUGCCCAGCAGGAAGCAGCCCAUCAGCAUCUCCUCCCUCCAGCCCAUACACCCCACCAGGUCAGGACUUCUUCCACAGACACAAAGCUGAGCUGGAGACACGUCUUGGAUUCCUGCCACCUAUUCUCACUGAGCUGGAGAGAUGUGAAGUUCUGAAUGGGGAGGAGAGAGAGGAGGUGGAGAGCAAGAAUGUGAAAUCCCAGAAGAACCAAACUUUGCUGAGCAUGCUGAAGGAUAAAGGAGGUCCAGCUCAGGAGGAGUUCUACAAGGUUCUACUGAAGAAGGAUAAGUUUCUGGUCAAGGCCCUUGAGAAUCAUCCCACAGACAGGACGUCUGCAUAGAGCCAGGGCAAAUGCUUAAUCGCAUGACAAAUGCAAUUUCUGGGAAACAGAAAAAAAUAUUUUAUUUAUUGAAGAGAUUUUUUUUCUCAAGUGAAUUCUUCACAUGAAUGAUAUGAUUCACUAUGUUUAUGUACUGUGAUGGGACGUCUUUAAAGUUUGGCUUGGUUUUAUAUUAGUUACUUCUUGUGUUUUGGACCUGUUGCCUUUCAUUGGUAGCUGAUGUGUAUCAUCUGGACAUGACAAUAUGAUCAGAACAAAGCAAUAUAAUAUUUAUCAUUUAUUACAAUGAGAUGUGUGUUUUUUUAAAAAACAAUUAUUUUGUAGACUUUACCCUCAAAGCCAUGUUUUUGUGUAUGUGGAGGAGAGUUUGGUGCUCCAAUGAUGUGAAUUAAUUACUACUGAAACACAGACACCAUUACCUACCUCUCAUAGCAGGUGCCUUGUGUGUCCUGGAUUUCUACCUAUCAACCUCGAUUCUAUUCACAGUAUGGUACAUACAGCACAUCCUGGGUUUCUGUCUGUCUAUAUAUAUAUUAGGGGCUUUUAUGCCUUUAUUUGACAGGACAGUCGAAGAUGGUCAAGUCAAGACAGCUUUUAUUGUCACUUUCUUCAUAUGCACAAGUCAUACAAGGAAAAUGAAAUUGUGGCAAGGAAUGGGGACAGGAAGCGAAUGGGACAGAGAGACAGGGGAGGAUCGGGAAACGACCCCAGCCAAAUUCGAAGCAGGGUCCCUUGGGUGGGCAUGCAAGCCCAAAUGUGGGGGGCUUAGCGCGCUGCGCCACAGCGCCCCCUCCCCCCAUCUGUCUAUUAUACCUGUAUGUCACCGUGCAUUUCUGCAGCUGGACUGAUGAUAAAUGUUGAUGACACAACAGUGAUGUACAAUGUGUGGUGCACAGGGAUCUCCUGCAAUGUACAGGAUCUCCUGCAGUGUACAACAGUCUAAUGUGUCAUGUGUACAGCAUCUGUAUCUGAACAGGUGCAGUGCCAUUAUGUGUAAACACAGCAUUGCUGUGUAGUUGAGUUAUGGUUGAAUAUACAAUGACUUUGAAUGGUUUCAGGUUUCAUGUGUUGUGUGCAUGUUUGCUUAUACAGUAUUUACCCUAAAGGCUGUACAAAUGCAUAUAUUUUUUUAAUUAUUUUUGUAACUAGUGUGAACAAGUCUAAAUGAAUUAAUGCAGCAGAAAAAUCUGGGGGGAGAGUUGUAAUAUGUGUAUCUGUGUUUGUACUUUUUAAACUUUGUUUUGAUACUUGGACCAAAUAGACUCGCACUAUUGGUUGUGGAAAUGCAUAUCCCGAGGUCAUUUUAACAACUUCAAUUGUUUUGAAGAACGGUAGGCAUAUAACCUAUGAAUUACUUCUGUGUACAAGAAAACAAUCUCUCGUGUUUUGUUUUUCCAAAUGACACUGUUAAUAUCUCUGGCCAGAAAGGAUUUUUCUUUUCAUUUCGUUGGUGUUUUUUUCCUGGGGUGAACUGAUCUGGCAGCAACUGUGUACUUUAGAUACACACAAAUAUUAUAUUUUUGUACUUUGUGAUUUUGUACCUUUACAGAAACUGAUAUGACAGCCUAUAGGUCCUACAUGUUUAUGUUUUAUACAAAGAGGCUCUAGAACGAAACCUGUAACAGAGAUAGGCCUUUUGUAAACAUCUGAAUAAAUAUGCUCUGCAUA